Messenger RNA from Alligator sinensis (Chinese alligator), 2777 nucleotides. It is a transcript of the gene MIGA1, whose product is annotated as mitoguardin 1. The record is from RefSeq and is a predicted model, not a curated record. Lineage: Eukaryota; Metazoa; Chordata; Crocodylia; Alligatoridae. The transcript is spliced from 16 exons. The coding region runs from base 215 to 2020 and encodes 601 amino acids. Gene Ontology annotation, biological process: mitochondrial fusion.
UCCACAUUCGUGGCUAGCCCCUCCGCCUGGCUUCGCGUUGACCCCGGAAGCGGAUGCGCCGCUGUCUCCUAGCAGCCGUCGCGGGGGCGGGACUGGGGCCGGGGCUGCGAAGGGCCGCUGCUGCUCGCGGGGCCCGGCAGGGGAUGCCAGUGGCAGGUGACUGAUGCGGCCUCGAGGUAGUUUCGCUUAAUGAGGUUAUGGGAGAGAGAGAGCCAUGUCCGAAGAAGCAGUUAGUGAGACGCACUUUUCUCUGAAGACAGCAGCUUUGCGAGUGUUUCAUCUUCCCCUUUCCUGGUAUUAUUCUCUCAUCCAGAUAAAGCUUUCUCCUGGGUUGAAGAAGCUGUUUGCAGUAACAGCAGUGAGUGCAGUAUCUGUAAUUUUUCUGGCCCGCCAUUUUAAAAGAAGACGAGGAAAGAAAAGCCGGAAAGUGUCACCAUGGGAACCAGGCCAUCUUUUGCUAGAAUGUACAAAAACGGCUGCAUCGGAAAAAGGUUCCAGUUGUUCCAGUAGCAGACAAAACUUGACCCUUUCUUUGAGUUCAGCCAAAGAAAAAGGAUCUCAGUCUUGUAUCUAUGCAAAUGGAGGACCUUUUAGUAAAUAUUCUGGUUCAGUACAGAGUUUGGCCUCGGUUCAAAGUGCUACCUCCUGUCACAGCUGUGUUUGUGCCAAUUCCAAUUCCUGGGAUAAAACAGAUGAAGAUGAUAUUAAACUUGUGAAUAUUCCAGUUACUACUCCUGAAAACUUGUACUUAAUGGGUAUGGAGCUUUUUGAAGAGGCACUACGUCGGUGGGAGCAGGCACUGACUUUCCGUACCAGACAAGCUGAAGAUGAAGCAAGUUGUAGUUCCAUCAAACUAGGAGCAGGAGACGCCAUCGCAGAAGAGAGCGUAGAAGAUAUCAUUAGUGCUGAGUUCAUUCAUAAGCUUGAAUCCCUUCUUCAAAGAGCUUAUCGUCUCCAGGAAGAGUUUGAGGCCACUCUUGGUGCUUCUGAUCCUGCUUCCCUAGCUAAUGAUACUGAUAAAGAUACAGACAUCACUGUGAAGGAUAAUACCGAUGAUUUCUGCCUGCGAGAUACAUUGAGCAUUGCAUCAACAGACUCCUUUGUUUCAGCAGCUGAGCUUACGGAGCACAGAGAGAUCCGAAAUACCUAUGGUCUAGAUACUCUUUGCCAUUGUCCAUUAUAUGAAGAAGCCAUGCACUUAGCAGAGGAGGGCAAAAUAUAUUCCAGAGUAUUAAGGACUGAAAUGUUUGAAUGUCUGGGAGACAGUGACUUUCUUGCUAAGCUUCACUGUAUUCGACAGGCUUUUCAGGUAAUACUUUCAGAGACAGCCAACAGAAUAUUUCUUGCUGAAAGUGGAAGAAAAAUUUUGUCUGCGUUAAUUGUGAGAGCGCGAAAGAAUCCAAAAAAAUUUGAAGAUGUUUUUGAUGAAAUGAUAUAUUUUUUAGAGCAAACUGACCAUUGGGAUAAUACUGAAAUGGAACUUGCUGCUAGAGGGGUGAAAAAUCUAAAUUUUUAUGAUGUUGUUCUGGAUUUUAUACUCAUGGAUUCUUUUGAAGAUUUAGAGAAUCCACCUAUAGCUAUACAGAAUGUGGUGAACAACCGCUGGCUAAAUUCUUCCUUUAAAGAAACUGCAGUAGCUUCAAGCUGUUGGUCAGUAUUGAAGCAAAAACGUCAGCAAAUGAACGUACCUGAUGGGUUUUUUGCACACUUCUAUGCCAUUUGUGAGCAUAUCAGCCCUGUUUUGGCAUGGGGAUUUCUGGGCCCGAGAAACUCUCUAUAUGAUUUAUGCUGCUUCUUUAAGGAUCAAGUACUUUUCUUCCUCAAAGACAUUUUUGACUUUGAAAAAGUGAGGUAUUCAACUAUGGAAAGUUUAGCUGAAGAUCUUAUGCAAUUACUAAUCCGACGCACUGAACUUUUAAUGGCCUACCUUGGAGCGGAUUCACUGAGACAUGUCAGUGGUUGUGUAAGUGGUCAUGGGCAUGUCGUGGCCACUGGGCUUUUAGAAGCAAAAGUACAAUAAGCUUAAAGAUGACCACACACAAUCACAUGCACCUUGAUUUUCCCCUCACCCAGGGCUAUCAUUACUGUUAUUGAGCAAGCAUCUGAAAUUUUCCAUGUCACUAAAUAUAGAAUGGACUCAGGGAGGUUUAAAAGAAAAACAUCUAGGGAAGGAACUGGUAAGCAUAUUACUGUACAUAUUAAAUAAAAAAAAAUACAGCUCAGCUGUCACUGUAUUUACAUGUAAUGUAUCCCAAAGCUUUUUUUCUGCAAUACUUGGAUAAAAUUUAUGAAUACUGUGCAUUUGCCACAGAUUAUUUCUGAGUGAAGCUAAUGUAUGGUAAGUGGAGUUGUCUCAUUGUAUGAAACUGUCAGAACAAAGUCUUAAAAGCUCUACCAUGUGUGUUUCUACCUAGAAAGUGUUUCAGACAAGUUAUACACCACCUUCAAUUUAUGUGACAGAUGCAAUAAAAUAAUUAUACAUGCAGUGACAUGUUUAACUUUCCCUGAAUUGCAUUUGUGCGGGUGUAGGUUGUCAUUUUAUACUGAAGCAUAAUGGAGUGAUGCAGUAAAUGCAGUCACCAUUUGGGCAGUAAUGACUUCCAAUAUGCAUUGUUCAUGUAACUUUUCAUCAUGUAAUUUAAGUGAAAAAUGUAAAUGCAGAUUGACGUUGUCUUAAUGGAUGUAAAGAAAUCAUCACUGAGAUUUACAUUUGAAAUCACUAUUGUGAGAUCACUAUUUACUGUAUCUAAAAUAAAUGACACUUUAAUUAAUCAAUA